Molecule: messenger RNA, 924 nt
Organism: Symbiodinium pilosum
Lineage: Eukaryota; Dinophyceae; Suessiales; Symbiodiniaceae
Source: the annotation of a GenBank genome assembly
GCUGGGCAGUUGGAAAGCUGGGAGGUCCUGGACUGGCGACAGCAGCCGCGCUGUCCGUUCAGGAGAUCUUUCAUCCCUUUCGAUCCGGAAGCAGUAGAAAGUUCCGGAGGCGCAGCGAAAAUUGCCCGGAGGCGGCGAGCCUUGGGAAUCGAUUCGAUCGAAGAUCCUGCGGGCGAGGAUGCGACCGUGCCACCCCUGCAAAGCUUCCGUGAGUUGAAGGAUGCUCUGCCUGAGUGGCUGCUGCAGGCCUUGCCGAACCCACCCAGCCCACUUCAGGCCCAGCUGCUGCCCAUUAUGCUGGGAGGCUCAAACGCCAUUGCCGUUGCAGCUGACAUCCCUGCUGGCCAGGAGGCACUUUCCUACCUGGUAGCUGCUGCCAUGCAGGCUGGGGACCAGCACGGGCUCACCGAGGAGGAGCCUGGUCCAGUGGCCCUGGUGCUGACAGCAACGCAGGACUCAGCCGCAUCAGUGGCAACGUGUGCAACGGGCCUUCUCCGAUCUUCAGGUCGCAGUGGGAAGGCGCUGCGCGCGGUAAACGUGUCAGGUGGCGGUUCGCGUGCCGACAAACUCCGUGAGAUGACAUCAUGUGGUGCACACGUGGUGAUUGGAACCCCAAAGAGGAUCCACGACCUUGCCAGCAAGUACCAGGUUUGCCUGCUGAGGGUCACUCUUCUCGUUUUGGAUGGUGUGGACCGAAUGAUGAGCCUCAUGUCAGAGAUGCGGGACCUGGCAAAGUGGAUUCGGCCGGAGCGGCAGACGCUGCUGCUUUCCAGAGCAUGGGGGCCAGAACUUGAGGAUGUCGCAUCCGAGCUGUGCCUGGCGGGCGGAGUUCCGGCAAUGCUCUCAGGUCCUCCUGCCUCUCGAGGAAGCAGCUUCGUGCAGAGACUUGAUCGCAAGGUCAAAAUUCAGAAGUCCGGAAGCUGA